CAUUUCUUCCUUUUUAAAUGUUUCCCUAAGAACAAACUAUUUAGGUGCUCUAAGUCCUCAUCUAGGGAGUCUCUGGGACAGUGGCCUUCAGGAUUUUAAACUUCCUCCCCCAAACCAGGAACAUUCCAAAACAGAUCCUUUUCCAGGGCCAUUUCCUGGGGGUGGGGGAGAGGGCUUGGAAUCAAUGCUGGAUUGAAAACAUUGAAAUAGGUUUGCCCCAGACUUAACACCGGCUGGGCAGGAGGAGGGUAAUUUUGACUUAGCCGUUUCUCCGAGCGCGUGGGGAGCGCCAUCAGUUGCUGUUAGGGGGCCAUGUCUCAGAGGAAAGCCUGAGCUACAAGGCAAAGGCGUCCCCUCUGGAACAAAAAUCAGAAAGCUAUUGGCAAAGGUAAUCAAUCAGGCCAUACGUAGCCAUUUACUCUCUUCCUUUUCGGGGCUGGAGGUGGGCCAGGAGCCCUCUAAGGAUGCGCUGGACAACUUGUGGAAGGAGGAAUAUGCCCUCCUCCGCCAGCGCCCCUGCGGCUUUUGUCUCGGCUCCCAGCCGGGCUUCCGAGGCUUUGUACUAUGGAUUUGGGAGUGACAAUGGGCAUUUCCCUCAGAUUCAAGGCUGCUUAACCUCACCUCUGGAGGGAAAAAAAAUUCAGAAGGGAGUGGCCCAAGGACCCGGCCAUUCGGCCAGAUUUUUAGACAUUUUGGGAGUCUCCUCUGAGGCCGCGAAGCGGCCCUGCCUGGAGAGACUCACUGAGGCAGGGCUGGGACGGCGGGCGGGAGCGGGCUGCUCCACCAUUUGGGUUCUGCCCUGUGGCGUGUUCUCUUCCAGGGCCUUUCUAGCAGCACCGGAGAAGAUGAGGCACCGUGGCCGCCACUGUCCGUGCUGCGCCAACUCGCCCGGCCGGCCGCCCUUCCGAGGGCAAGCAGAAGCCCCUUCGCGUCCGCCGCCGCCGCGCCAGGCGGCUCGGCUCGUCCCUCGGGCCGGGCCGCGGCGUGUGCCCAGCCUCACGUCGGGGUGUGUGUGGCCGCGCGGGCGUGUCAGCCCCCAGUUUAGCGGACUGAUUUACUCCCGGUAUUGGUAAAUAUGAUCACGUGGGCCGCGCGACCAAUGGUGGAGGCUGCAGCCUGCGAACUAGUCGGCGGCUCCGGCGCCGGCGGGGAGCGGCUCCGCGGCGGACAGAGUAACCUUGGGUGGGAGCGCGGGGCGCCUCAAAAUGUCUUCCAGUGGCACCCUCAGCAACUACUACGUGGACUCGCUUAUAGGCCAUGAGGGUGACGAGGUGUUCGCGGCGCGCUUCGGGCCGCCGGGGCCAGGCGCGCAGGGCCGGCCUGCAGGUGUGGCUGAUAGCCCGGCCGCCGCCGCAGCCGAGUUCGCCUCGUGUAGUUUUGCCCCCAAAUCGGCCGUGUUCUCAGCCUCGUGGUCCGCGGUGCCCGCCCAGCCCCCGGCGGCGGCGGCGAUGAGCGGCCUCUACCACCCAUACGUCCCCCCGCCGCCCCUGGCCGCCUCUGCCUCCGAGCCUGGCCGCUACGUGCGCUCCUGGAUGGAGCCGCUGCCCGGCUUCCCGGGCGGUGCGGGCGGUGGCGGUGGCGGUGGCGGGGGUGGAGGCGGCGGCCCGGGCCCCAGUCCCAAUCCUGGCCCAGGCGGCCCAGCCAACGGGCGCCACUACGGGAUUAAGCCUGAAACCCGAGCGGCCCCGGCCCCCGCCACGGCCGCCUCCACCACCUCCUCCACUUCCUUAUCCUCCUCCUCCAAACGGACUGAGUGCUCCACGGCCCGGGAGUCCCAGGGGAGCAGCGGCCCAGAGUUCUCGUGCAACUCGUUUCUGCGGGACAAGGCGGCAGCGGCGGCGGGGCGAACCGGGCCCGUGGCAGGGAUUGGGGCCGGGAACGGGACGGGCGGCUCGUCGGAGCCCUCUGCUUGCAGCGACCACCCGAGCCCCGGCUGCCAGCUGAAGGAGGAGGAGAAGCAGCAUCCGCAGCCGCCGCAGCAGCAACUUGACCCAAACAACCCCGCAGCGAACUGGAUCCACGCUCGCUCCACCCGGAAAAAGCGCUGUCCCUACACCAAAUAUCAGACGCUUGAGCUGGAGAAAGAAUUCCUCUUCAACAUGUACCUCACCCGGGACCGGCGCUACGAGGUGGCCAGGAUUCUCAACCUAACAGAGAGACAGGUCAAAAUCUGGUUCCAGAACCGCAGGAUGAAAAUGAAAAAGAUGAGCAAAGAGAAAUGCCCCAAAGGAGACUGACCCGGUGCGGUGCGGGAGCGCUCAAAGGCAGCAGUUUUUCUUGUUUUUGUUUUUUCCUUUGUGGGUGCUUGAUUUCCAGAAACUCUCCAAUGACUUGGACUUCUUUUUGUUUUUCUUCUUCUUCUUCUUCUUUUUUUUUUUUUUUUUUAGGUAGAAGUGACUGUGUGGUUGGUCUCUGUGAGGUAUUUGGGGGACUCUGUUUGCUCGCUUAUGUGUUGGAAAAACGCAGUGGCUUUGGGGUUUCACCCUAUCCCACACCCUCCCUUUCCUGCUCCAUUGGUUCCUUAGGAAAUGCAAUAUUUUGUGAGUGCACGCUGGCUUGGGGAGCCCUCUCUUGUGUAAAUGUCCCUCAUGUUUCUGAAAAGUGCUGUAGUUUAGUCCCCCCACACCCAGCACUGCCCAAACAGGGGCCAAGCGCGCCCCAAUUCCAAGAAUGAAGGCAGAGCGACAACAGUGCGGACACCCCGGCUGCAAGCCCCUGCCGAAGCCGGCCGCGUUGCCCAACAGUUUCAAAAGCCCCCUUUCCUCAGGGAGCCCGCGGCACCUCAGCGGAUAUCUUCAGUGAGGCCUAACCCAGGGCCUCGGGUGGGUUGGGGUUUCGUCCUCAGUGCAUUGGACGUGCAGCUCUCUUCCCCGAGGGCUGGGCUCGCGUGGGCGGCCGCGGGUGGUGGCUCUCCCAGUUCCUGCCCAAGGACCAGUUGUAAAUGUUACUGCUUCCUACUAAUAAAUGCUGACCUGAUCAAUGGAGCCCAGAUCCUGGCCCUAAA
Messenger RNA from Saimiri boliviensis boliviensis (Bolivian squirrel monkey), 3004 nucleotides. It is a transcript of the gene HOXD9, whose product is annotated as homeobox D9. The record is from RefSeq and is a predicted model, not a curated record. Gene Ontology annotation, biological process: anterior/posterior pattern specification; regulation of transcription by RNA polymerase II; embryonic skeletal system morphogenesis. Lineage: Eukaryota; Metazoa; Chordata; Mammalia; Primates; Cebidae. Gene Ontology annotation, molecular function: DNA-binding transcription factor activity, RNA polymerase II-specific; RNA polymerase II cis-regulatory region sequence-specific DNA binding. Gene Ontology annotation, cellular component: nucleus.